UACUAUCAGAAGGUAAUCGUGGCCCUAGAAGGCAGGAGAACUAGCUGUGAUCACUGAAAAGCAAACUUCUGAAAACAUCAAGGAAAUUAAUUUCACAAAGCUCACAUGGCAAAACAGAACCUGUUCAGGCAGAGAAUUAAGGUAAUUAAAUGUAUGUCCUGCGGACCUGGGCUUUGCUGGAAUGCUCAAGGGUUCUGAAGAUCUUUAUCUAGCUUCCUUCUGUUGAAUUCAUUAAGAGAAGAUGGCAAAAGUCAACAUAACUAGAGACCUCAUUAAUAGGCAGAUCAAGGAGCGGGGUGCCCUGAGCUUUGAGCGGCACUACCAUGUCACUGAUCCCUUUAUCAGACGACUGGGCCUAGAAGCAGAGCUGCAGGGUCACUCAGGAUGUGUCAACUGUCUGGAGUGGAACGAGAAAGGAGACUUGCUGGCCUCUGGUUCCGAUGACCAGCACACGAUUGUGUGGGACCCGCUGCACCACAAGAAGCUGCUCUCCAUGCAUACGGGACACACUGCAAAUAUCUUCUCUGUCAAGUUCCUGCCUCACGCUGGGGACCGCAUCUUGAUCACGGGGGCAGCCGACUCCAAGGUGCAUGUCCAUGACCUGACAGUAAAGGAGACGAUCCACAUGUUUGGAGACCACACAAACCGGGUGAAGCGCAUCGCCACGGCUCCCAUGUGGCCCAACACAUUCUGGAGUGCUGCUGAGGACGGGCUUAUCCGACAGUAUGACCUUCGGGAGAACAGCAAACACUCGGAAGUGCUGAUUGACCUGACAGAGUACUGUGGCCAGCUGGUGGAGGCCAAGUGCCUCACUGUCAACCCCCAGGACAACAACUGUCUGGCGGUCGGGGCCAGUGGGCCCUUCGUGAGGCUCUACGAUAUUCGCAUGAUCCAUAACCACAGAAAGAGCAUGAAGCAGAGCCCUUCUGCAGGUGUGCACACUUUCUGUGACCGGCAGAAGCCCCUUCCGGAUGGUGCAGCCCAGUAUUACGUAGCAGGUCAUCUGCCAGUGAAGCUGCCUGACUACAACAACCGUCUGAGAGUGCUGGUUGCCACCUAUGUGACCUUCAGCCCCAGUGGCACAGAGCUGCUGGUCAACAUGGGAGGGGAGCAGGUCUAUUUGUUUGACCUGACUUAUAAGCAGCGGCCAUACACGUUCCUCUUGCCUAGAAAAUGCCACUCCUCAGGGGAAGUUCAGAAUGGCAAGAUGUCCACCAAUGGUGUGUCCAACGGCGUGUCCAAUGGCCUGCACCUUCACAGCAAUGGCUUCCGGCUGCCAGAGAGUAGGGGACAUGUGAGUCCCCAGGUAGAGCUGCCCCCAUACCUGGAGCGUGUGAAACAGCAAGCCAAUGAGGCUUUCGCCUGCCAGCAGUGGACCCAGGCCAUUCAGCUUUACAGCAAGGCUGUGCAGAGGGCCCCUCACAAUGCCAUGCUCUACGGGAACCGAGCUGCUGCCUACAUGAAGCGCAAGUGGGAUGGUGACCACUACGAUGCUCUGAGAGACUGCCUCAAGGCCAUCUCUCUAAACCCAUGCCAUCUGAAGGCACACUUCCGCCUGGCCCGCUGCCUCUUUGAGCUCAAGUACGUGGCUGAGGCCCUGGAGUGCCUGGACGACUUCAAAGGAAAGUUCCCGGAGCAGGCCCACAGCAGCGCUUGUGACGCCUUGGGCCGUGACAUUACGGCUGCCCUCUUCUCCAAAAACGACGGUGAGGAGAAGAAGGGAGCUGGUGGUGGCGGUGGCCCAGUCCGCCUCCGCAGCUCGAGCCGCAAGGACUCCAUCUCAGAAGAUGAGAUGGUGCUGCGGGAACGAAGCUACGACUACCAGUUCCGCUAUUGUGGCCACUGCAACACCACCACGGAUAUCAAGGAGGCCAAUUUCUUUGGCAGCAACGCUCAGUACAUCGUCAGUGGCUCUGACGAUGGCUCCUUCUUCAUCUGGGAAAAGGAGACCACCAACCUAGUCCGCGUGCUCCAGGGGGACGAGUCCAUUGUCAACUGCCUACAGCCGCACCCCAGCUACUGCUUUCUGGCCACCAGCGGCAUCGACCCUGUUGUACGGCUGUGGAAUCCCCGGCCAGAGAGUGAAGACCUCACAGGCCGAGUUGUGGAGGACAUGGAGGGCGCUUCCCAGGCCAACCAGCGGCGCAUGAACGCAGACCCGUUGGAAGUGAUGCUGCUCAACAUGGGCUACCGGAUCACAGGCCUGAGCAGUGGGGGUGCUGGGGCCUCUGACGAUGAGGACAGCUCAGAGGGCCAGGUGCAGUGCCGGCCCAGCUAGAUCUCCUGGCCUGGUCCCCAGCCCCUGCGGCUGGCUGGACCCUCCGCCCGGGGCAGAAGAGCAGGAGGCUCUGUUUUGGCUUGUCUUCCCCCCACCCCAUUUUUUCAUUUCCCCCGUUUUGUUUGUUAGUUUGGCAUUGGGGGUGGGGAUUGCUACAGUUUGCUGGCUUUCAGACUUUGGGGCAGAUUGCCCUUGACUGACCCCAGCCCUGAGCAAAAGAGCAGGAGGGGAAGCCCCUCCCUUUGCCCCCCACCUCCCCUCCCAGCUCCCUGGAGGACUCUGGCCUGCCUCAGGUGUGGAGGCCAGGCUGAAGCUGUCUUCAAGGGCUGCCCUACCCUUCGGUUGGCAGCAGGAAGGGGAUUGGAAUUCCCAGUCCAUAAGGGCUAGCCUUGACCUGUUGCCACUCUUGCUCCCUGACUGGCAAGGCUAGCUCCCUCCUCCGUGGUCUUCAGGGAAGGCUCUGAAAAAGGACAGGGUCCCACUCUCCCUCCAGAGCCACUGUGUCAGGGUGGAAGCAGAAGGAAGGAUGGGAGCCCUGGACCGGGUGCGGGCAAGGCCAGGCCACUGUGCCUGCUCUCACUGGCCACCUCUGGGUACUCAGCCUUUCCUGGAGGACCCUGGCGGGGGAGGGGAGGCCACACUGUACCCUGCCCGCCCUUCCACACUAGGCUCCUCUCCUCUCUCAGGCGCUCCUGGCCUCACUGUGACCUUUCUGCCAGAGCUCCCAGCCAGGCCUGCUCUUGCUGAGGCGGGCUCCCUGCUAAGGGCCCUUCUUGCCCUUGCUCCCCUUCCUCUCACCCACAUGCAGAGCCGCCA
Messenger RNA from Myotis davidii, 3094 nucleotides. RefSeq names its product WD and tetratricopeptide repeats 1 (gene WDTC1). Gene Ontology annotation, molecular function: protein binding. The coding region runs from base 242 to 2278 and encodes 678 amino acids. Gene Ontology annotation, biological process: negative regulation of fatty acid biosynthetic process. The record is from RefSeq and is a predicted model, not a curated record. The transcript is spliced from 16 exons. Gene Ontology annotation, cellular component: Cul4-RING E3 ubiquitin ligase complex; cytoplasm. Lineage: Eukaryota; Metazoa; Chordata; Mammalia; Chiroptera; Vespertilionidae.